CAUAAAAAAAAAAAAGUAAUAAUGAAAAUAUUAUUUACGUUUUGAUUUUUAUGUUUACGCGUCUUGAUUUUCGACGUGCAUAAAAAUAAAUCAUAUUUUAUGCACAAUUUCAGAUAAAAAGUAAUCGGUAGUUCAUAAUUCAUAUUUUACGUGCAUAGUGUUUGUUCAUGACAACAAGUGUAACAUUAUCUUAUCUGCUUCUUUUAAAUGUAUGAGAAUUGAUCAGAUAAAUAAUAAAAUGGAUUUGGGUAUGGUAAAGGGCAAGCCCCUGAUAAAAGAUGAGGUAAAGGCUCUUUUGCAGCUCAUAGAAAUGAGCCCUAUAAUCACUAAUAGGACUACCAAUGCCACUACCAAUAAACUGAAAAUGGCUGAAUGGAAAAGGAUUACUGCCAGAUUCAAUGCCACUGCCUCAACAUGUCGGCGUUCACCUCAGCAACUCCGUUUAAAAUGGGAGAACCUUAAAAAGAACUCCCGUAAACGUAGCAAAAUGAAGUUAAAUCAGAGUAGUGAUGGUACUACAGAUUGUAUUCCCCCUGAUGACAUACUUGAUAGAGUAGCCAAGUUAUUGAGCAGCACAAUUUGCGAUGGCACCAUCCCGUAUGGGGGUGAUAUAGAACUGGAUGAGCCUGCUAGUGGCAGUGAAGGUGGUCUUCAUGCAAGCAGUUGUGAUGGCUCUGGUGAUGAGUUUGUCCUUGGAGACAUUAGAGUACAAAAUGGAGUUAAAUUGCAAGGGUUGCAGGAUGAAACACAACAGAAUGGUGAAAUAAUACAUGUUUGGGGGAAACAAAAUCAAUCCAAUUCAAUACAGGAUAACUGGCAGACAGCUAAACAUCGAGCGCAGGCCGAGUAUUAUAAAAAGAAAAAGGAGUAUUUAGACGCCAAAAUGGAACAAAUUUUACUAGAAAACAUAAAACUAAAAUUGGAAAUUGAAAAAUUAAGAGUAGGCAGUACAUCAGUUAAAAUUGAACCACUGUAAGGUGGCUAUUCUCCAUCAACUAAAUAUGAUGAGUAGACCUGGUAGCAGAUCCAGAAUGGUUUAAUAUUCUGUAACGGAGGAUGAAGAAAAAUUAAAAAAUAUGAAUGAGAAUCAACCACAUCUUUCUUUAUCUUUGAAAAAUGGCUGUGCAUAUUGGAGCGCACCGUAUACAUGUUCAAAAGCACUGCCUACCACAAAAUUUUGUAUAGCCCGUACUCCAGGAGAACUUUCCAUCAUAUGCCUUAGUUUAUCUAUGGUAUCUGCUAGGCGCGAAGUUACGUUCGCAGUUACCAAUAUAUUGUGAUCGACACUAAAAUUAUCUGUGUGCUGGCAUUUUCUUGUUUUUUAUGUUGUGAUAAUAAUGAUUUAUUUAUGGACCAGGCAUCACUUCGAAGUCAAGUAUGUCUCUCCGAAGUAACCAGUAAAAAGACAGUCAUAGUGUUAUACAUAAAAUUAAAGCUAAAGAUUUUAUCGAGUCUUGUACUUUUUGUAGUACAGAUGUCGGUAAGAGGAUGAUAUUUUGUAUUUAAUAAAUGUGCUAUUACUAAAAUACAGUCUUUUAUUUUGUCUGUACUUUUAAGAACGUUGGAUAGUUUAACCCAGCGAAAUAAAAAAAACUUGAAGCCACCCUUUUUAACAAAUUGUCAUUCAAAAUAGGUACCAAUCAGUUUAUGUGAAUGGCGCAAGCAUCAUGAAUUGAACCGCAAAAUACAUGAUUGGUUCCACUUUAUGUCAUGUAGCACGGGACCAGCCUUGAUUGGCCGGCAGUUUAUCGGUCAGCAUUGUGAUUAGCGAACUAAAUGCAUGCGAGGCACGUUUCAUAAGCCCUCUCCCAGCUAUUUUUGGUCAGUAUGUCUUUUUCGUUCGCUGGUUUAACCAGGUUAGUCUUAUUAUUUCUUACAGUCUUCGGUACUGGUGCUGAACAGCGAAAACAUGGUAGAAAUCGGCUCAGUCUGUAAUGAACUUUGAGUUUUAGAGUUUGAGAUAGUUGACCUUACUUUUACGAUAUAGUUGACACUAUAUCGUAAAGUGAGGUCAACUAUCAUUAAAAUUAGUUUAGCCGUACGAAGAUAAGCUCAGGAAAUAAUGUCCAUCCCCGUGCCUCUUCGAAGUGAAGGUUGGUGGACUCAUCACACCUCUGAGAACGUAAUGUAGAAUUCUCAGGCAUGGAGGUUUCUUCACGAUGUAUUCUUUACCGCUAAAGCAAUUUGCUAAAGUCCGCGGCAACUAGACAAUAAUUACAGUCUGUCUCAAUCACGGUAAGUUCAAUUAAAUUCACCGGUAUGGGAGUACGUGGGUACGUUUAUAAACAACUUAUUUUCAUCGCACCUACCUACUUAAAGCAACGCUAAACCGUGGCGACAACCGGCGUCCUUAGCGUAUCUUAAUUCCUGCUUGCAUCAAACACUUCGUAAUUACUUCCGUUUUAGUGUAGCGCAGCGUCGCAGUAUGUUAAGCUCCAACUUUGUCUUAAGUAGGUACCUAAUUUGGUAGGUACGUAAUUUCAGUGUUCCCACAAACAGAGUUUUCUUUGUUUUAAAUGAAAUCAUAGGCCGUCCAAUUACGGCCUGCUCGAUUCGUUCACCAGUGAUCAACAUAUACGAACCGGUGUAGCUGCUCGAGUUGUUCCAUGUACCUACCUACUCGUAAUUCCACCUUGAAACAGUUCAUCCUGACUGCUUCAAACUUCAUAUAUACCGAUUUUG
Molecule: messenger RNA, 2682 nt
Organism: Pararge aegeria (speckled wood butterfly)
Lineage: Eukaryota; Metazoa; Arthropoda; Insecta; Lepidoptera; Nymphalidae
Exons: 4
Coding region: 212-976 (254 amino acids)
Source: RefSeq, a predicted model, not a curated record